Dreissena polymorpha is the source of this 4215-nucleotide messenger RNA. RefSeq names its product lysosome membrane protein 2-like. NCBI's taxonomy places the organism in Eukaryota, Metazoa, Mollusca, Bivalvia, Myida, Dreissenidae. Gene Ontology annotation, cellular component: lysosome; membrane; cytoplasm. Bases 123 to 1583 code for a protein of 486 amino acids. Gene Ontology annotation, molecular function: scavenger receptor activity. The record is from RefSeq and is a predicted model, not a curated record. The transcript has 13 exons.
AUGCCUUGGUGCUUUUUACGUACAUGCGUACUUAGUCCUUGAACCGGUGCAGACUCAUGUGAUCGCAUCGGGAGUUUUGUUCGAUUUUGGGAGUAAACAAAAACAAACGUAAAUAACUUACAAUGGUGUGUGGGAAGCGAUGUGGAAUCGCAACUGGAGUUGUUGGUGUUUUCUUUCUAGCAGCGGGAAUAGUUUUCCUUUUUGUUGCUAAGACUUUGGUUAAUAAUCAAAUUUCAAAUCAAAUAACUUUGAAGAACAAUGCCACAUUCAACAACUGGGUCACAAACCCCACACCCAUUUAUUUCCAAAUCUGGGUAUGGGACCUGCAGAAUCCGCUUGAAGUGAAGCAGGGAUUACGACCUGCACUGGCACAAAAGGGCCCAUACACAUACCGUGAGAACCGUCACAAGAUUAAUGUGACCUUCCAUGACAACAAUGGUACAGUGACAUACCGCGAGGACAAAUACUACAUCUUUGAUAGGGACCUUUCAGUUGGACCAGAGACAGACACGUUUACAACAGUCAACAUCCCUCUCAUGGUGAUUGCCAACAUCGUGAAACGGGAAUUCUCUUGGCUGCAGAAGUUAGUCGACUCGUUGCUGGACUGGGGAGAGACAGAUGUGUUUAUGACCCUGUCUGUGAAGGACCUGGUGUGGGGGUAUGAUGAACCCCUAAUUAACAAGACCAUUGGUGUUCUAAAGGAGCUAGGCUUCCCGCUUAAGAUUGACGACCAUUUUGGGAUCUUUGUUGGGACCAACAACUCCGACGAUGGCUGGUACAACAUCAAGACUGGGGCUGGGGACCCAAGCUCCUUUGGACUCAUCAAGAAUUGGAACUGGAAAAAUGUAGUGCCAUACUGGACCACACCUUCUUGUAAUAUGGUGAAUGGAACAGAUGGUACCAUUUUCCAUCCAUUUGUCAAAAAGUCUGAUGUGAUUUACGUCUUCUCAACUGAUCUAUGCAGGUCAAUUUACUUUACAUUCUAUAGCUUUGAAACGCAACAUGGUAUAGAUGUAUUGCGAUUCACAACGCCAGUGUCAGUAUUUGCAGGGUAUAUGCAGAACCCAGCAAACCUUGGCUUCUGUUUGCCUUAUACUGACUGCGUAAAUAGAUCCGGGCUUCUUCUUGUACAGAAUUGCAAAUUUGGUGCCCCCCUGGUGUUCUCUCAGCCCCACUUCCUCAACGCAGACCCUGGGAUAAUGAACGCUGUGAUUGGCAUGAGACCUGACCCAGACGAGCAUGGCACUUUCAUUGAUAUUGAACCGAAUACUGGGGCAGCUUUGUAUGCAGCAAAAAGGCUUCAAAUAAACAUUCAGCUAGAGAAUGUGGACAACAUCGAAAAGACCCAGAAGUUACCAAGAGUUGUCCUACCAGUGCUAUGGUUGAAUGAGAGCUCGGUUGUAACAAAGGAACUCGCGGAUGAAUUCAAGUCCCAGCUUCAAACCCCCGUGUUGGAGAUGCAUGUUGGGAUUUACGUUGCUAUCGGUGUGGGCGCCCUCAUGAUCGUUAGCGUUGUGUUAGUGGCAAUUAUUAGAAAAAGGCGUCAGACCCAGAUUGCCUAUGUCACAGUCAAUGACAACUGAUGGAAAAAUAUCGUCAACUUGUUAGCAUCAGUUGUAGAACAAAUUGAAAGUAAAAUUAGUCCAUUUAUGCAGAUAUAUCAUUUACAUUUGGGGAAAUUAAAAUUGCUGUCCUGAAGGUAGAAGGCAACAUUUUUACCUAGAGGUCAAAAUUUUGAACUGUUGCCCUGAGGCUGCUAUGUUUCAAAAUAUUGUCUUCUUUACUCUUUGCUUAUAAUUUGACUGUUUCUAAAUAUCAAUAAAAUAUCUAUUUUUAUUACCUACUUUUAAAAUGAAUCAUAAUUCAUUUUGUUUCAUAUAAUAAUAAUGAUAAUGAUUAUAAUAAUAAUAAUGAUAAUAAUACCAAACACAGAAUAAUGUUGAUGAUAAUUUUCAUUUUGAGCUCAUCUAUUUUUUGAAAAAAAUUAUGAGCUGUUGUCAUCACCUUGGCGUCGGUGUCGGCGUCAACGUCGGCGACCGGUUAAGUUUUGCGUUUAGGUCCACUUUUCUCAUAAAGUAUCAAUGCUAUUGCAUUCAAACUCGGUACACUUACCAACUAUCAUGAGGGGACUGGGCAGGCAAAGUUAGAUAACUAUGGCUUGCAUUUUGACAAAAUUAUGUGCCCUUUUUAUACUUAGAAUAUAGAAAAUUUUGGUAAAGUUUUGUAAAGGUCUAUUUUAUUCCUAAAGUAUCAAAGCUAUUGCUUUCAUACUUGCAACACUUACUAUUGUAAGGGGACUAUGCAGGCAAAGUUAUGUAACUUUGACUGGCAUUUUGACGGAAUUAUGGGCCCUUUAUACUUGAAAAUUUAGUUAUGUUUUGUGUUUUGGUCCACUUUACCCCUAAAGUAUCAGAUAUUGCUUUCAUACUUGGAUCACUCGCAAACUAUCAUAAGGGGAAAGUAAAGGACAAGUUGCAUAACUCUGGUUGUCAAUUUAAUGGAAUUAUGGCCCUUUUUUGACUUAGUAACUUUGAAUAUAUGGUUACAUUUUGUGUUUAGAUCCACUUUACUUCUUCAGUAUCAAGGCUAUUGCUUUUUAAUUUCAAAUACUUUCAUGAGGGUACUGUAUCUGGCAAGUUGAAUUUUACCUUGACCUUUGAAUGACCUCCGUCCGUCUGUCCGAAAAAAACUUUGACAUUGGCCAUAACUUUUUCACUUUUAAAGAUAGCAACUUGGUAUUUGGCAUGCAUGAUUAUCUCAUGGAGCUGCACAUUUUGAGUGGUGAAAGGUCAAGAUCAUCCUUCAAGGUCAAAUUUAUGGCGUCUGUCUGUCCGAAAACUUUAACAUUGGCCAUAACUUUUUCAAUAUUGAAGAUAGCAACUUGAUAUGUGGCAUGCAUGUGUAUCUCAUGGAGCUGAACAUUUUGAGUGGUGAAAGGUGAAGGUCAAGGUCAUCAUUUAAGGUCAAAUGUCAAAUAUAUGGCGUCUGUUCGUCCGAAAACUUUAACAUUGGCCAUAACUUGAAGAUUGCAACUUGAUAUUUGGCAUGCAUGUGGAUCUCAUGAAGCUGCACAUUUUAAGUGGUGGAAGUUCUAGGUCAAGGUCAUCCUUCAAGGUCAAGGUCAUCCUUCAAGGUCAAAGGUCAAAAAAAUAAAUUAAAAAUUUCAAAGCGGCGUUCUCAUGAAGCUGCACAUUUUGAGUGAAGGAAGUUCAAGGUCAAUGUCAUUCUUCAAGGUCAAGGUCAUCCUUCUUGGUCAAAGGUCAAAAAAUAAAAUCAAAGCGGCGUUAUCAUGAAGCUACACAUUUCGAGUGGUGGAAGUUCAAGGUCAAUUUCAUACUUCAAGGUCAAGGUCAUCCUUCAAGGUCAAAGGAAAAAAAAUAAAAUUGAAAGCGGUGUUAUCAUGAAGCUGCACAUUUUGAGUGGUGGAAGUUAAAGGUCAAGGUCAUCCUUCAAAGUAAAAUUUUUUUUUUUUUAAUUUCAAAGUGAUGUUAUCAUGAAGCUGCACAUUUUGAGUGGUGGAAGUUAAAGGUCAAGGUCAUCCUUCAAGGUAAAAAAACCCAAACAAUUCAAAGCGGCGGUCUCAUGAAGCUGCACUUUUUUAGUGGUGGAAUUUCAAGGUCAACGUCAUUCUUCAAGGUCAAGGUCAUCCGUCAAGGUCAAAGGUAAAAAAAAUAAUUUCAAAGCAGUGUUAUCAUUAAGCUUCACAUUUUUAGUUGUGAAUGUUCAAGAUCAAGGUCAUCCUUCAAGGUCAAGGUCAUCUUUCAAGGUCAAGGUCAUCUUUCAAGGUCAAAGGUAAAAAAAUAAAAAAAUUAGCGGCAUUAUCAUGAAGCUGUACAUUUUGAAUGGUGGAAGUAAAAGGUCAAGGUCAUCCUUCAAGGUCAAUUUUUUUUUAAAUUGCAAAUUUGCGUUCUCAUGAAGCUGCACAUUUUAAGUGAUGGAUGUUUAAGGUCAAGGUCAUCCUUCAAGAUCAAGGUUAAUUUUCAAGGUCAAAGGUCAAAAAAUAUAUAAUCAAAGCGGCGUUUUCAUAAAGCUGCACAUUUUGAGUGGUGGCAGUUCAAGGUCAAGGUCAUUCUUCAAGGUCAAUGUCAUCCUUCAAGGUUAAAGGUAAAAAAUAAUAAUUUCAAAGCGACGUUAUCAUGAAGCUGCACAUUUUGAGUGGUGGAAGUUCAAGGUCAAGGUCAUCCUUCAUGGUCAAGGUCAUCCUUUAAGGUCAAA